Adineta ricciae is the source of this 3207-nucleotide messenger RNA. Lineage: Eukaryota; Metazoa; Rotifera; Eurotatoria; Adinetida; Adinetidae. The record is from the annotation of a GenBank genome assembly.
AUGGCUCCCAAAGGAGGGGGUGGUGGUGCUGGCGCGAAGAAGUUAAACAAUACUUUCGACGGCCAACAGUCACAAUCGUCCACAACAACAAUAGCACCAUCAACAAAGAAAACAACAACAACAACAAUGACACCAAAAACAACGACCAACACACAAAGAGCUGGCCUAGUCGGCAGCACGCCAAAGCCAAAGAAUAACAGCCAACAGCCUUUCAGCAUUGCCCCUCUUGUUCUAGAGGGAGCCAAAUUGACUAAAAUGGCAUUAAAUGAUUUUUUGAAGCAGCAAUUUAGCGACAUCAAAAUUACCGACAUCCAACUCGGACGUUCAGGAAAUUUUACUUUGUAUGCUUAUGAUGUUAAAUCGUUUAAUCGUCUCCUCAACGAUUUAACGACAACAUUAGCUGCAAAUGGUCAAACCGACGUUAAAGUCUAUGUUCCUCGAUCUAUUCAACGGAUCAAGGAUACAGAAAAAAUGGCUUUCGUCAAACGGGUCGAUCUUGAAAUUCCUGAUGAUCGAAUAAGGGCAGCAUUAACGGCCGUCGGUCUUGAUGUUACCAAUGUUAUUCGGCUCACCAGCAAAGACGGAAAGACCCCAACAAGAACGAUCAAAAUAUCAUUUAAUGAUGUUCAAAAUCGAAACACCUUCGUGCAUACUGGUUUACAGGUGGAUUGCAUGCACUUCACUGCCGAACCAGCAUCACAAAACAACAAGCCGGUGCAAUGCUAUAUCUGCUUGCAAUACAAUCAUGUGGCCAAAUACUGCAAAACGAAGCAACAAGUAUGUGCCAAAUGUGGUGAAAACCACAAAUCGGACCAAUGCUCUGUUGCCAACGAUGCAGCCAAAUGCCACAACUGUAAAGGUAAUCAUUUAGCUACUUCUGAUGAUUGUCCAGUCUUCAAGGAUCAAGAAAAAAGAAUGCUAAACUUGGUUAAUCAAUACGCAACAGCAAUUAAACCAACAACAAUGGUACCGGCCCUCCACGACAUCAACCACUUCCCACCAUUACCAAACGUAUUCCAACAACGACAAGAUAGUUUCCAAAACGACUUAUUCGAUCAAAUGUUCAAUGCAUUCAGUAGCAAAAUGGAAAAAUUAAUCGAAGAAACAACAAGCCGAUUAUUCCGUAAACUACAGACAAAGAUCAAGUACAUCGAAAAGUCAAUAGGAUUAUAUGGAAAAGGCCAAGAUGAUGCUUCGACAGACUCUGACUCUGACUCUCAGGAGGAAAGUCAAGUAGUUAAGCACAUCAAAGCUAGCCAACAGAAAAAACAACUUCCAACAACCGAUUCAUCGAUAACAACCUCGUCAAAGGUCAAUACAGCUUCCAAUAUCCCUCCUCCUAAACAACUUCGAACACAAGAGCAAAUUGAAGCUAACAAUACGCACAAGAGACUGCUGAAUGAAACUAAUCUUAAGAGUGAACGUCAGUUCUCUCUCUGGGGUUACAACAUUUUCAGGAAUGAUCGAGUAGGUAAAUCUGGCGGCGGAGUUCUGCUCGCAAUCAAACGUCACAUUAAAUGUCGAGAAGUUUAUAACAAGACAGCACAAGAAAAUGAAGUGAUAGCAGUAGAGAUAGAAACCAAAGGUUUCAAUUCAAUACUUAUAUCCUCCAUCUACGUUCCACCAAAAGCCAAGAUCAACAAAAGUAUCUUCGAUGACUUAUACAGUAUUAACAACAACUGCAUCAUCGUAGGUGAUUUUAAUGCAACAUCGCAAGAAAAGGGAUCUAGUAAGACUAAUUCAAAAGGAAGACAGCUGCAAGAAUUAUAUAAAGAAGGUUUAAUUGACUGUGUCGAUGAUGAUUACACAACAUUUGAAAGACCUGACUAUGAAGAAAAACUUGACUGGAUAUUAGCUAGUCAACCACUUCUAUCAUUUAUAACAAAUGUUGAAACACAUCCAUUAUUCGGCAUAGCUUCUACUGGACACAAACCAUUAACCUUCGAUAUCCCUCUCAGAGUCGAAGUUAAACUCCCCUCUCCUAGGAUAUCAUUCAACUUCAACGCAGCCAAGUGGCCAUUAUUUAGAAGUAAAUUAGACCAACAACUGAUGCAAUGGAACAUGGAUCGACGAUUAAAUUCAACAUUAGACUUAGAAGAAUAUACUACGUUUAUCACCAAAAGCAUUUUGGCAGCAACGCAAGAAGCUAUUCCACGUAUCAAGCAAAAGAUUACAUCGUAUUCACCAAGUGAAGCUUCGAAAAACUUGAUUCAACUUAAACAUCAAGCAUAUCGAAGAUGGAAGAAGACUGGAGAUGAUAUAGAUAAACAUCAAUUCUACACGUCGAAAGUCCUACUUACAAAUUCACUUCGAAACGACAGAAGAAACAACUUUAACAAGUUAAUGUCUUCAUUAUGCCAGAAGAAAAUGUACUCGGAUGCAGUUUGGCGAACGGUACGCAAAUUCCACAAUAAGCGGAUCAAGCAAACAUAUGCGAACGUUAUGAAGUACAACAGUACUACAGCAACGUCAGACAAGGAGAAGGCAGAUCUUUUUGCGGAUUUCUUCCAAAAUGAGGUCUACUUCGAAGCGACUGACUCGCUGCCUUUUCAUAACCAAGUUACUCGUCGAACCGGCUUCAUUAGAAAAGGAAUGGCAACAAAUUCAAACACAACUAAGUGGAAGCUAAUCACUGUUAACGAAGUUAAGUACCAUCUGAAACAGCUUCGAAACAGCGCCACAGGCUCCGAUAACAUUCACAACAGGUGUUUGAAAAACUAUUCAAAAUUACUUGUUCAACAUCUCACCAAUUUGUACAAUGCAGUUUUGAAUCAAGGUUACAUUCCUAAUACGUGGAAACAAGCAAACAUUAUUCUACUAUUAAAGCCGAAGAAAGACAAACAACAACCGUCUAGCUAUCGGCCUAUUAGUCUCCUGAGCUGCUUAGGCAAGUUACUGGAGAAAAUAGUCAAACAACGUCUAAUGUCUGAACUUGAUCGACGCAACAUCUUACCAGAGCAUCAAGCUGGCUUCAGACCAGGAAAAAGCACAGUAUACAAUAUCGUGAGAUUACAACAAUAUGCUGAAAGACAGCUGACAGCUGAAAGCUCGAGGCGUCACUCGGCAGUCGUUCUCUUCGAUAUUAAAGCUGCUUUUGACUCAUUUCUCAUCAUCUGGCCUAUCAAGUCGAGUCAAUUUUCACGAACAAGCCGAUUCAUCAGUUCAUUCGCUCAUACUCUUCAAAUGAAACGGACACUCGAAUCAUGA